AUGACGUUGGUGUCCUGGACCAGUGUUAUAUAUGGUGUACUACACCCUCCAACGUUACAUUCACAAGGGACCAGUGUUAUAUAUGGUGCACUACACCCUCCAACGUUACAUUCACAAGGAACCAGUGUUAUAUAUGGUGUACUACACCCUCCAACGUUACAUUCACAAGGGACCAGUGUUAUAUAUGGUGUACUACACCCUCCAAUGUUUCCUUCACAAGGGACCAGUGUUAUAUAUGGUGUACUACACCCGCCAACGUUACAUUCACAAGGUACCAGUGUUAUAUAUGGUGUACUACACCCGCCAACGUUACAUUCACAAGGUACCAGUGUUAUAUAUGGUGUACUACACCCGCCAACGUUACAUUCACAAGGUACCAGUGUUAUAUAUGAUGUACUACACCCUCUGACGUUACAUUCACAAGGGACCAGUGUUAUAUAUGGUGCACUACACCCUCCAACGUUACAUUCACAAGGUACCAGUGUUAUAUAUGAUGUACUACACCUUCCCAUGUUACAUUUACCAAGGACCUGUGUUAUAUAA
Molecule: messenger RNA, 543 nt
Organism: Mytilus trossulus (common blue mussel)
Lineage: Eukaryota; Metazoa; Mollusca; Bivalvia; Mytilida; Mytilidae
Exons: 2
Coding region: 1-543 (180 amino acids)
Source: RefSeq, a predicted model, not a curated record